This is a messenger RNA of Camelus dromedarius (Arabian camel), 3479 nucleotides long. RefSeq names its product SPNS lysolipid transporter 2, sphingosine-1-phosphate (gene SPNS2). NCBI's taxonomy places the organism in Eukaryota, Metazoa, Chordata, Mammalia, Artiodactyla, Camelidae. Gene Ontology annotation, biological process: sphingosine-1-phosphate receptor signaling pathway; transmembrane transport; lipid transport. Bases 104 to 1864 code for a protein of 586 amino acids. The record is from RefSeq and is a predicted model, not a curated record. The transcript is spliced from 14 exons. Gene Ontology annotation, cellular component: membrane. Gene Ontology annotation, molecular function: sphingolipid intramembrane carrier activity; transmembrane transporter activity.
CCGGGAUGGUGCAGCGGCGGCUCCGGGGCGCACGCACGCACUGAGUGGGCCCAAGCUGGGCUCCGCGUCCCCCGCGCCCCCCGCCGCCCCGAUCCCGGCCGGCAUGAUGUGCCUGGAAUGCGCCUCGGCGGCGGCGGGCGGCGCGGAGGAGGAGGAGGCGGACGCGGAGCGGCGGCGCCGGCGCCGGGGGGCGCAGCGAGGGGCUGGCGGUGGCGGUUGCUGUGGGGCGCGGGCAGCGAGCGCCGCUGGAGUCGCGGCUGCAGACGAUGAAGUGCAAACGCUGUCGGGCAGCGUGAGGCGGGCCCCGUCCGGACCCCCCAGCACCCCCAGCACCCCAAGCAGUGCAGCCGCUGGCAAGGGCCCCGGCGCUCAGCAGCCCAAACCAGCCAGCUUGGGCCGCGGACGGGGAGCAGCCGCCGCCAUCCUCAGCUUGGGCAACGUGCUCAACUACCUGGAUAGGUACACCGUAGCAGGCGUCCUUCUGGACAUCCAGCAGCACUUUGGGGUCAAGGACCGCGGCGCCGGCUUGCUGCAGUCAGGUGGCAUUCCAGAAUGCACAGUGCCAGCCCUCCACGGCCGGUGGCCACAGCCACUCAGCCAGACUCAGCACCGUCCUCAUUUCCCAGAAGGGGUCUUCAGGACUCACAGAGUGUUCAUCUGCAGCUUCAUGGUGGCUGCCCCCAUCUUUGGCUACCUGGGCGACCGCUUCAACAGGAAGGUCAUCCUCAGCUGCGGGAUUUUCUUCUGGUCGGCGGUCACGUUCUCCAGCUCCUUCAUCCCUCAGCAGCACUUCUGGCUGCUGGUCCUGUCUCGCGGGCUGGUGGGCAUCGGUGAGGCCAGCUACUCCACCAUCGCACCCACCAUCAUCGGCGACCUCUUCACCAAGAACACCCGCACGCUAAUGCUGUCUGUCUUCUACUUCGCCAUCCCACUGGGCAGCGGCCUGGGCUACAUCACCGGCUCCAGUGUGAAGCAGGCGGCUGGAGACUGGCACUGGGCCUUGCGGGUGUCCCCCAUCCUGGGCAUGAUCACAGGAACACUCAUCCUCUUCCUGGUCCCGGCCACUAAGAGAGGCCAUGCCGACCAGCUCGGCGGGCAGCUCAAGGCACGGACAUCGUGGCUCCGAGACAUGAAGGCUCUGAUCCGAAACCGCAGCUACGUCUUCUCCUCCCUGGCCACGUCGGCUGUGUCCUUCGCCACAGGGGCCCUGGGCAUGUGGAUCCCGCUCUACCUGCACCGCGCCCAAGUCGUGCAGAAGACGGCAGAGACGUGCAGCAACCCACCCUGCGGGGCCAAGGACAGCCUCAUCUUUGGCGCCAUCACCUGCUUUACGGGUUUUCUCGGUGUGGUCACCGGGGCAGGAGCCACGCGCUGGUGCCGCCUGAGGACCCAGCGGGCCGACCCACUGGUGUGUGCGGUGGGCAUGCUGGGCUCUGCCAUCUUUAUCUGCCUCAUCUUUGUGGCUGCCAAGAGCAGCAUCGUGGGGGCCUAUAUCUGCAUCUUUGUUGGGGAGACGCUGCUGUUUUCUAACUGGGCCAUCACUGCGGAAAUCCUCAUGUGUGUGGUCAUCCCCACAAGACGGGCCACUGCUGUGGCCCUGCAGAGCUUCACCUCCCACCUGCUGGGGGACGCCGGAAGCCCCUACCUCAUCGGCUUUAUCUCCGACCUGAUCCGCCAGAGCACCAAGGACUCCCCACUCUGGGAGUUCCUGAGCCUGGGCUACGCCCUCAUGCUCUGCCCCUUCGUCGUGGUCCUGGGUGGCAUGUUCUUCCUCGCCACCGCACUCUUCUUCCUCAGCGACCGUGCCCAGGCUGAGCAGCAGGUGAACCAGCUGGUGAUGCCGCCGGCAUCUGUGAAAGUCUGAGGCGGUGCCGCUGGGACCAUGAAGAACCCUUGCUCCUACCUAGUCUGGGAGGUGUCCCACGGCAUCCCGGCCCUGCUGGGCUGUCCCGAAGCUUUCCGUGUGACCCACAGCUGGGCACCCACCAGCUCUGGUCUGGGACUGCUGAGUGGCCGUGGCUCACAGAGGCCGUGUCCUCGACUGAUCUGGAAGGCUAUGUCUGUUGGAGCCACGCUGUCAGACAGACUCCCAGGCCUGGGUCUGGGCUGCAGGAGUCCUGGGGCCCAGGAAGAAGACAGACCCCGGUGGGUGCGUGGGGAGAGGCUGGCCUGUCCUCGGCCUAUGUGAUCCUGGGGAAGUCUCUGCCCUUGCCAGACCGUGGGGCCAGGGGGCUGGAUUCUCCUACCCAGCUUGCUGGGCAAGGCACUAUCUGCAGCUUGGAAGAUCCAACAGCCCAUGGACUGCACAGAGAAAGGGUGGCCCAGGCCGCAGGGCGGUGCUUCAGGCUCUGAGGCGCCCUUAAGGGCCUGGCCCGUGAGGACUACAGCUUUUCAGCUAAGCCUCUGACCUCGGGGAUGUUGGACUGGGCACUUCCAGCCAGGCUGGUCACUCUGGAGGACAGCUGUCUUCCCUACCUUGAGCUGGCUGUCAGCUCAGCCUGGAGGUCUCCCAGGUGGGGACCAUCCCCAGACUUGCAGUGGGCAUCACCAGGGGUGAAGGCCCUGGUGACAAAGACAGACCACCUGUGCCCCAGGCUUGAGACCUUUGGGGGUUCCUCACCCCUAACAGGGCUCCUUGGAUCCACUGUAGCACCCCAUUGUCCAUCUCCUCCAUGACCCCCCCCCCCCCCACCACAGAAGCCAGGAACUGACUCCUGCCCCCAGGCUGGGCCCCUUUCCAGGGGCAGGGCACAGGGGACUGUUCCCAGAAUCCAUGGGGCAGCAGCCAGGGCUCUGGCUGCCAGAGGAAGCAGCCAUCCACUAAGUUUCCUGUCCCAGGGAUUAGCCUGGUAGAGGUUGAGGCCCAUGGGGAGAGGCCAACGCCCUGAGCCACCUCCAUGCAAACACCGGCUGCUGCUUCCCCCACAGCCCAGGACUCACCCAGCCUCUGACCAUGCCUCCCUCGUCGCCACACACCAGGGUGCAGCUGCCAACUUCACACCAGGCUGCCGGCCCCUGGGGUGGAACUUACCAUCCUCUCUGCUCCACACACUCCCUCCCUGUACCUUCGCUGGACUCAAGGUGGUUCUGGUCUGGGGACGCCCCUGUGGCCAGCAGGAGCCCCUCAGAGCCAGCUUCAAGCUCUCUGCCUGUAGUUGUUGGCAUGGCUUCAGUGGUGGGUAAACUGGUGGAAUACCCACUCCCCACCAAGCUCUGGGGCACCCUGGGGGGCCUGACUAGGGAGGGGUGGGAUCCCCCAAAGACCAGCCUGGCCUCCACUCCCACCCCGGCCUCAACUGGGGCCCCAGCAAUGUUUUCUUGUUGUACAAGAACCAGGUCCGUGUGUUGCUUCCUCUUCCUUCCGGAAGCCAAACUGCUCCUUUAUUUUUUAGAGCUGCUGAUUGUGAAUCUCAGAGUCUUAAGAGAGAAGCCAAAUAUAUUCCUCUUGUAAAUGAAGAAAUAAAGCUAUUUAAAUCAUG